UGGAUGCCAGACCUAAAAACUUUUCCAACUGCACAGGUUAGUCUGUACUCCGAGCAGUUUUUGAGGUCUAAACACAGCCAUUUUUGCCAUUUGUUAUGAUGAACCUUAAAUAACGCCAUGAUCCAAUCCCUCAUAUCAACGGGUUGAUUGGUCGCAACACGCCAACUAUCUUAUAAACAGAGCGCGGGUUUCUAUAUAUGUGUAAAAAAAUCGUUUGCAGCAGGGAAUCAAAUUGAUAUUUUAAAUGACCCUAAAUGGUAAAACAUUUAGCCUUCAUAUAGUUGGGGUUAACUUAGUACAGUGGUAAUGAUUGGUUGGGUCAUAAAAUGUAUUUAAAAGUUUGGUCUAUAUUUACUUUAAGGCAUCUUGUACCUCAGGGUUAUGGUUCCCUGAAGGGUAAGGGUUGUGUAUGUGUUUGUUUAAAUUUAGUGUAAUAAAUAAUGGUUAAGGCUAAUAUUAUGGUUAGGUGUAAAGUACUGUAUCCUUUACUUAGUAUAGCCAUAUAUGGACAGGGUCCAAUACUUUAAAUGGGAGCCAAACAUUGCUGAAUUUGAACACAUUAACACAUGUAACAUUAAUUUAUUAUGAAAAUAGGAGUCCACCUGCAGCAAUCUAAUUAAUAAAACUGGCAUUACACAUCAAACUUUUAACAAGGAUAUUUAUAGUAUCCAAAUAUUAAAUUCCUUGUGUUUAAGUUAUUAUUUAUGAAGCAAGUGAUUUAUGAAUCAACCUUCAUAUCUUUCUAUUUGGUUUAACAAUGUUUAAUAGUCUUACUGAUAAAAUUAUAAUAAUACUGUCGUUAAUUACUGGCAAUAUACUGCAUCUCAUGAUGAUCUGGAUUUUUUUAGGAUAAAGCUUAACACCCAUUCUCAAAUUAAUAGUUUGAAGCAAUACUAAAAUGUCUCUUUUCUGAUUUAAUUUCUAAACCGGGUUCUGUCCCAACUUUUGGACUUUUCUUAAGAUUUUGUCUUCCUGUUCUGGUUAGGAUGUUGCUGUAUUGUGAUGUACCAAUAAAUCUUGUACAUCAAUCAAUAUGAGAAGAUAUGAUGGUAUGAUGGUAUGAUUUCAUAUCAGCAGGUUAGCAAGCAUUCAUUGAUGUGAAUGUUUAUUUUGAAGAAAAUGAUAUGGAUUCCCUAGAGGUGAAUUCUAUAAAACAAGACCUCAAUGAACAAGAUACUGAAUUAACAAGUGGGGAUGGAUGCAACAAACUGGCAGAUAAUUCCAAUCUAGUGGCUGAUUCACAAAACCAUGACGAUGACUCAGACUUAAAGCACCUGGUUGAUGACAGAGAAAGUCCUGUAAUAAUAAGAGAUGAAACUAUUGUUCAGCUUCAAAAUCAUGGUCCUAAUGUACCUACUUCUAUCCAAUCCAGUCCUGACCAGCUGAAUGACCUUCAGAGUUACCUUGUGACCUUCAACAAGGAAAUAGGUCAUGGAGGGCAGCCAACAGGUUACAGCAUAGGAGAAAUACACGUAGAUACUAGUAAUUUACAAAGUUCAGCAAGACCUGUUUUAUACAGUGAUGGUCAGAUAAUAAAUGUUUCUACAAGUCUACAUUCUAGCCAAGGGCUGUCCAGUAUAAGUGAUGAUAGUAAAGUAGAAAUUUCUAUGACAACAGAUAACCUUGACCCUCAGAGUCAGACUUUGAAGUUAGCAGAAGCUCUGUCUAACAGUGGUGCACUUCUACAACAAUCUGACAGUGUUAUCAGUCAAAGUGUGUUAUCUCCCUUGUCACAUUCACCAGAUCAGCAGAGAACUGUUGUUUUACAAGGAUUACCAGGGGCUCCAGGAACUUUGGUACAGGUAAAUGUACCAGGAAAGAAAGUUUUACCAGUUGUCUCCCUUGAUGGUAAAGAACAGAUGCAGGUGUCAAUGGAUUCCAUGACAACAGUUAUUCCCCAGAUAAUUCAUGUGUCUCAGCCAUCAGAAAUAUUACAAACAGGGAUAGAGGCUAUGAAAACUGAUGUGAUUACCACAGUAGCUUCAAAUUCAGCUGGAAUGGGAUCACUACAAGGAAUUCAGAUUGGCCAGGCAGAUAUAACCAAUGCUCAGUUGAUAGCCUUACAGAAUGCAGAGAGUGCCAAUACACAGUUAGUAACAGUAAAUACUCCACAGGAGAUCCAGUUGAUGGGAACUAGUGAUACAGAGACGGGGUCAAGUACUAAUUUCCAAACUGUUUCAAUUGUACCUACAUCAGUGGAUCAGGGCGGUGAGAUGAAUUAUGUUUUGAUCGUUUCACAACCAGAUGGAGAAAAAGAAGGAGGCUCUCCAAAACAGUUUGCCUUGGAUAUGGGAAUGUUUCAACCAGUCUUUGAUUUCAAAGAGGGACAAAAUAUGGUUGAAGAAGUUGUUGAUGAUGAUGGAACCACAAGAAAAAUAAUACGGGUGAAUUCGAUGAAUCCUAAAAAGUUUGACAUGAUUCCGUCCCCAGUUACACAGCUGCAAUGUCAUUAUUGUAGCUACACUGCUCCAAAACGUUACCUAAUGAUGCGUCAUAUGAAAACACACUCUGAAGACAGACCUUAUCAAUGUAAUCUUUGUGAGAAGAGUUUUAAAACACAUGCAUCUCUUCAAAACCAUGUGAAUACACAUACUGGAGUUAGGCCACAUAAAUGUAAGGACUGUGAAAUGGCAUUCACUACAUCUGGGGAACUCGUCAGACAUAUUCGUUACAAACACACAUUUGAAAAACCACACAAAUGUACAGAAUGUGAUUAUGCUAGUGUUGAACUAAGUAAACUUAAACGGCACAUGAGAUCACACACUGGCGAAAGACCUUAUCAAUGCCCACACUGCCCGUAUGCGAGCCCUGACACAUACAAGCUAAAGCGCCAUCUAAGAAUUCAUACUGGUGAGAAACCCUAUGAAUGUGAUGUGUGUCAUGCUCGUUUCACACAGAGUAACAGUCUGAAGGCACACAAACUUAUACACUCUGGUUUAAAGCCUGUUUUCCAGUGUGAACUUUGUCCAACAACAUGUGGCAGAAAAACUGAUCUAAAAAUUCACAUGAUGAAAUUACACAGUAAUGACAAACCUGUAGACUGUAAGAAAUGUGGCAUGGUUUUUCAAGAUCGUUACAGCUUUAAGUUACAUUUGAAAACUCAUGAUGGCGAGAAAUGUUUCAAAUGUGAUCAGUGUGAAUAUGCUGCUUUAUCACAACGUCAUUUGGAAAGUCAUUUAUUAACACAUACAGGAGAAAAACCUUUUGAAUGUGACGACUGUGAACAAACAUUUAGACAAAAACAGCUUCUUAAGCGUCACAAAAAUUUGUACCACACACCUGACUACAGCCGACCAGAACCAAAAGAGAAAACUUAUGAAUGUAAUUUAUGUGAUAAAUCUUUUGCAAAUAAAGGUAAUUUGUUACGUCACAUGCAGAACCACGAUCCAGAAUACUGGAACAAGAAGUUAGGAGACGGUGGAAAUGUUGCCUUGUCAACAGAUGAUCUGAUCCAAGGGUCAUUACUCAAUGACAUGAGAGAAGGGAAAUUAGGUUCGGCCCCCAAAGUUGUGAUUGUCCAUCCAAAUGGUAGUGUAGAGGAGGUUACCAACAGAUUACAGAAUUUGGUUGCUGAGAAACAGAUGGAAGAAAUGAUGGUUGAGGUUGUACAGGAUGACGGUAGUCCAACAGCCGUAUCUACUCAUAGUUUAGAGGAGGCUAUUAGAUCUCAAGUAGAGGCUGCAAUACAGUCACAUGCUUUAAAGGCAUUAGAGAUAGCUAAAACAAACAGUGGAGAUGACUCAGCCACAGACAACUUAACCAUUGAUCUAGAUAGACCAACUCACACAGUGACAGGUCAGCCAAAACAAACAUUCAGUAGACAGGAACUUGAAAUGGAAACAGAAAGUAGUCCUGGUUCCAAUAAUGGGUGCAUUACACUUGAUACCAGUCAGACAGGAUGGGACACUGAACACAUGAAUAAAAUUCCUGAUCAUAUUGUUAUCGUCAAACCAAAAGAUAAAAGGGGGGUGCUGAAAAUUGUAUCCGAAACAAAUCAAGAUAUAGAUGAAAGUAAAGAGAGUAAAGGAGGUUUGAUUGGAGGGGUGGGGAUAGAUGAAGACAAUAUUAGUGCAGAUUUGAAUGAUCAAAGUGUUUUACCUGUUCAACUGGACCAUGAAAUGGAAAAUGGCGAUAAUACUCAGUCUUAGAUCUAUGUUACAGUUUUUUGUUUAAUUAUAAAUUUAUUUUAAAUGUUUUGUUAAUUUAUAUUAGUUUAUUGUUAUAAUUUGAAAAUUUAUUGGUCCUUUGUAUAAAAUCAUGCAACCAAGUAGGCAGAAGUAAACUUUUACUUACUGUAAAAACCAACUUAUUUUCUGGCUGACUUUGCAGUGAUUUUCUUUCUUGAUGACUUUUCAACCAUUUAAUUUUGCUGUUUUCAAACUUUGUUGGUGUAUUCGUAUAAUAGAAGAUCAAAGAUUGCCAUACUAUAAACCAACUUAUUUGAGCAGUUACCUUAUUUUUGUUUAGUGAACUUACGUCCCUUCUAGCAUACCUCUUGGUGAUUUCUUUUCUUUGUUGAUGUACAAACUAUAUAAGAUAAGAUCAUAUAUAGAUUGAAAAAUUCACAAAGAAUUAUAGUCAUGUUACUUUUUCUACUCGCGAAAGCCGCUUGAAUGAAUCACUAAUAAUAAAUAGCAUUUUAAUUUCCCUAUUUUGACCCCAAAGUUUGCACUGAUAAUGUUUUGAAUUUACAAUUUAAAAAAAAAAAAAAACACUGACUCUUUGCUAUAUUUCUCUGGGGUUUCAGUGAAGAAGAUUGUUGAAUUUGGAAUAUCAUCAUUCAUGGUAUUUUUCUUGUUAACAGUCUCAAAAGACAUAUAUUUGUUUGGUUUACCGUUCAAUGAUAUAUUUUCAAGUUAUGUUUCUACUUGCAAAAGUCGUGUAGAUAAACAUUUUGCAAAAAAAUAGUUGAUUAACGAUAUUUAAGGCAUAAAUCAUGCAAACAGCAUUUUAAAUAUGGUAGAAAAUGUUAAAUUUCUCUCUUGAUUCUUAUUUAAAUCAUGAAUUUGAUCAAAUGAAAUAAGGAAUUAUGUUUUUUUUAAUCCUGUAAAAUAAUCACUUAAUGAUAAAUCAGUCAGAACAAUAUAGCAAUAAGUCUACUUUUGAAUUUCUAUGAAAAGGUGCCUUUUUUAACCUUUUUGGUGAAUCUUACAUUAAAUAUAUAUUAUAAAGCAUGAUAUUUUUUAUCACAGAGUUUCAAAAUUAACCUGAUGUAUAGUUGUAAGACAUGAAUAAAUGAAAACUUGAAAGGCAGGCAGGCAAACAAACUGAUUGAUUACAAAUAAAAGUGACGAAAAUAUAGCUUAAGCACAAUACUUACCCAAGAAGGAAUUACCCCCUUCCCCCUUUUUCCAUCGGCUAAUGGGUUUCAUGGCUUUUCCUCUCAAAGUAAAUUACAGUUUUGGAGGGGGAACAAUUAUUUCCGGAAGUUUUUAUGUUGCCAGACAGCAUCCUGUUAUCGAUGCAUAGCCAUCACUACAACAGCCUUACAUCAUUGUACGCAUCACACUUUGUGUUUAUCUAAAACUAAAACAGCUUGACAGAAUUCAACCAAACUUGCAGUUUUUUUUUUACAGGACAUGAAGUUAUGCACUUGCUAUUUUGAAUUUGUUUUGAUCUAAGUGAUUUAGGGGUGUUCCCAUACCAAAAAAUGGACUUUUUAUAUCAGUUUGUUAAACCACAACUCCUUGAAAACCAAACAGCUUGAUAGAAUUCAAUGACACUUGCACAGAUUCUUUCAUAGGGAAUGAAGUUGUGUACCUACUAUUUUAAUUUUCUUAUCCGAGUAACCACCACACAUACAUAAAAUAUACUACUGGCCCACAAACUGAAAAAUGGCACAUGUCACUAUUACAAUUCUGGUCAAAUUGCUAUGUUAAAAUAACAAAGGUUGUAAAAAACUUGUCCAAGAUUUAGAUUGCUCAUCUAAACUGAUUUUUUUCUAGUAUUAGAAAUUUCUGAAAUUUGAAUGACCAGAAAUUAAUUUAUAGGGUUCUUAGUGUUAAAGACACAUAACCUCCUAUAUUAAACAUGCUGUUGUAUCAAAACUCAAAGAGAACAAAAAUAAAGUAUAUUAGUUAAUAUACUGAAUACUGUAUAUUAAACAAUAAUUUGUGUUUAUAUGUAUAAAAGAACUUUUUCAAUGUUUCUUUAUUGUCAGAUAUUUAAAAAAAUAAAUGUAAAAACUUUAGAA
Mytilus californianus (California mussel) is the source of this 6193-nucleotide messenger RNA. RefSeq lists its product as uncharacterized. Gene Ontology annotation, molecular function: RNA polymerase II cis-regulatory region sequence-specific DNA binding; chromatin insulator sequence binding; DNA-binding transcription factor activity. The record is from RefSeq and is a predicted model, not a curated record. The transcript has 9 exons. The coding region runs from base 1125 to 4148 and encodes 1007 amino acids. Lineage: Eukaryota; Metazoa; Mollusca; Bivalvia; Mytilida; Mytilidae. Gene Ontology annotation, biological process: positive regulation of DNA-templated transcription; negative regulation of transcription by RNA polymerase II; epigenetic regulation of gene expression.